GCAGGUCACCCCCAGGCUGCAGGAUGCAGUGGGUGAAGUUAGUAGGGCUGGGGGUGGGGGCUGCUGCCCUCUUGGGGCUGGGGAUCAUCCUGGGCCACUUUGCCAUCCCCAAAGUGGCUGAGCAGUCAGCUUCCAGUACCUCAGGCCCCCAGGACCUGGACCGAGAGAUCCUAGAGACGGUCAUGGCACAGCUGGAUGCCGGCAGGAUUCGGGAGAACCUCCUAGAGCUCUCCAAGGAGCCGCACCUGGCCACCACCCCCCGAGAUGAGGACCUGGUGCAGCUGCUGUUGCAGCGCUGGAAAGACCCGGUGUCGGGGCUGGACACGGCCAGGACCGUGGAAUAUGAGGUGCUGCUGUCUUUGCCCAGCUCGGAGCAGCCCAACCUUGUGGAAGUCGUGGGUUCCAACGGGUCUGUUCAACAAUCGUACCUCCCGAAAGAGGAGGAGGUGACUGGCGAGCAGGAGGGCCCUGAUGUGGUACAACCCUAUGCUGCCUAUGCACCACCUGGAACCCCACAGGGCCUCCUUGUCUAUGCCAACCACGGCACAGAAGAUGACUUCAAGUACCUACAGGACCAGGGCAUCAACCUGCAAGGCACCAUCGCCCUGACUCGCUAUGGGGUGGCAGGACGAGGGGCCAAGGCUGUGAACGGGGCCAGGCAUGGGGUGGUUGGGGUGCUGGUGUACACGGACCCCGGCGACAUCAACGAUGGCCACAGCUUGCCGAACGAGACCUUCCCAUACUCUUGGGGUCUGCCUCCCUCUGGUGUGGAACGGGGCUCCUACACAGGUUAUUUCGGGGACCCUGUGACCCCCUACCUUCCAGCACGCCCCUCUUCCUUCCGCCUGGACUGGAACAGCACCAGCGGGUUUCUCCCCAUCCCUGCACAGCCCAUCGGCUUCCAGCACGCUGAAGACCUGCUCUGCAACCUCAAGGGGCCGCAGGCCCCAGCGUCCUGGCAGGGAGCCCUGAGCUGUGUGUACCACCUGGGGCCUGGCUUCACGGGUGGAAAAUUCCCUGAAGACAGCCAGGUGAAAGUGAGCGUGCACAACCGCCUGGUGCUGAGGAACUCCUCCAAUGUCCUGGGCUUCAUCCGUGGGGCUGUGGAGCCGGAUCGCUACGUGGUGUAUGGAAACCACCGAGACAGCUGGGUCCAUGGGGCUGUGGACCCUAGCAGUGGCACCGCUGUCCUCCUGGAGGUCUCCCGUGUCCUAGGGACCCUGCUGAAGAGGGGCACCUGGCGUCCCCGCAGAUCGAUCGUGCUGGCCAGCUGGGGGGCAGAGGAGUUUGGGCUCAUUGGCUCCACAGAAUUCACAGAGGAGUUCUUCAGCAAGCUGCAGGAGCGCACGGUAGCCUACAUCAAUGUGGACAUCUCGGUGUUCGCCAACGCUACCCUUAGGGGUCAGGGGACGCCUCCUGUCCAGAACGUUAUUUUCUCUGCUGCCAAAGAGAUCAGCUCUCCAGGCCCCAGCGGUCUCAGUAUCUACGACAACUGGAUCCGGUACAACAACCGCAGCAGCCCAGUGUAUGGCCUGAUCCCCAGUAUGGGCACUUUAGGUGCUGGCAGCGACUAUGCACCCUUCAUUCACUUCCUGGGUAUCUCUUCCAUGGACCUUGCCUACACCUAUGACCAGAGCAAGACUUCGGCCCGGAUCUACCCCACCUACCACACAGCCUUCGACACCUUCAAAUACGUGGAGAAGUUUUUAGACCCUGACUUCAGCAGCCACCAAGCCGUAGCCCGGAUGGCAGGAAGUGUGCUUCUUCGGCUCAGUGACAGCCUCUUCCUGCCUCUCAAAGUCAGCGACUACAGUGAAACGCUCCGGAGCUUUCUGCAGGCUGCCCAGCAAGACCUCGGGGCCCUCUUGGUGCAGCAUGGCAUCAGCCUGGGGCCUCUGGAGACCGCAGUGGAGAACUUUGAGGCAGCAGCCACAGACUUGGGUCAGCGCAUAUCAGACCUGCAGCAGGACAGCCCUGACUCCCUGAAGGUCCGGAUGGUCAAUGACCAGCUGAUGCUUUUGGAACGGGCAUUCCUAAACCCACGUGCCUUCCCCGAGGAGCGAUAUUACAGCCAUGUGCUCUGGGCACCCCGGACCAGCUCUGUUACCACAUUCCCUGGCCUGGCCAAUGCCUGUUCCAAGGCUAGCACCACGGACCUCGGAUCUGCAGAAUGGGCUGAGGUGCACAGGCAGCUCAGCAUUGUGGUUGCAGCCCUGGAGGGUGCAGCAGCCACCCUGAGACCUGUGGAUGACCUCUGACCCUGACCUUGGGCCCUAACCCUCUCCCACCUGUUUUCAUGGGGUGUCUGCCCUGAAGCCAGGAGUGGACACAACCAUGGAAUGCCCUCAAGCUUCUAGGGUAACAGCUGGGAGUUUCAUCAGCUGUGGACACCUGAAAAGAACCCAGUUCCAGUUCUCCCUUCAUGGGCAAAUGGAAAGAGGCGGUGGAGAAUGGAGAGACAGUAAACGGUGGAGGGGUACAAUGGGACUCACAGUGCCAGCUGUAGAUGCCAAAGCAGACCACUGAGUCCACUCCGCAGGCACCAGCAGGAAAACUGUGGCCCACAGUGAAAAGGAACCCGCCAAAUCUGCUUCCCUCCUACCAUGUCUGGUGUCUCAUCUCCCUGUAAGUAAACAAAAUUUACAGAUUA
Molecule: messenger RNA, 2650 nt
Organism: Cavia porcellus (domestic guinea pig)
Lineage: Eukaryota; Metazoa; Chordata; Mammalia; Rodentia; Caviidae
Gene: Naaladl1
Product: N-acetylated alpha-linked acidic dipeptidase like 1
Exons: 18
Coding region: 24-2258 (744 amino acids)
Molecular function (GO): carboxypeptidase activity
Source: RefSeq, a predicted model, not a curated record